CACCAAACAACACGGGAACGGGAUUAAGGAGCAGGGCCGAGGGAGUGCAGAGCCCGGAUCGCCCCCUGCGGUUCCAGGUGACCAGGAGAGGGGGGUUACAUUGAAGGGUGGAAGAGGCUCCAGGCGGUGUGCCGAGGCGCUCUGUCGCCAGCCAACAUUUGCUUGGAAGCUCCCCUCUUCAAGUUGUCAGGGUACAGCGAUAUUACCUUAGGAGGCUGGGCCGCUUGCUCUUGUUAUUGUGCCGGGGAUAGGGACUGAGAACGGACCAUGGCGUUGCCUCUGGUGCUGGUUUGGACAGCGCUGUGUACCAUGCUGGGAAGCGGACUAGGAGCGGUGGAUAGCGAGCACUCCACGGAUGGGGAGUGCAACGUGAAAACGGUCAGCGUGUCGGCGCUGCCGUUUCUCCGGGAGAACGACCUGAGCAUUCACACCUCGCUGUCGGCCGAGCCCAAACUCCUGUUCUCGGUCAGGAACGAUUUCCCCGGAGAGGUGGUGGUUGUAGACGAUUUGGAGAACACGGAGCUUCCUUAUUUCGUCUUGGAAAUAUCUGGCUACACCGAAGAGAUCCCAUACGUUCGCUGGAGGCAACAAUGGCUGGAAAACGGAACCUUGCUUUUCCACGUCCACCAUCAGAAUAUCGCUCAUCGUUUACCAGGCCUGAUCCCAACCAUCUACUCCGAGUCGGACUCGGCUGAGGACGAACUCCGGAUCCUUCACAUUUCUGUGAUGGGGGGGAUGAUCGCUCUGCUGUUGGCCAUCCUCUUCCUUGUGAUGGUGCUCUACACCAGGAGGCGGUGGUGCAAGCGUCGCCGCGUCCCACAGCCCCAGAAGAGCGCCAGCGCCGAGGCGGCAAACGAAAUCCACUACAUCCCAUCCGUGCUGAUGGCCGGCCAGAACCGGGAGAGCCUGCGCAACUCCCGGCUACAGGGACACAACUCCAGCGGCUCCAUCAGCAUCCGUGAGACCCCGAUCCUGGACGGAUACGAGUACGACAUCGACGACCUCCGCCAGCAGCUGCAGAGGGAGUGCAUGAACGGCGGCGAGGACUUCGGCAGCCAGGUGACCCGCACCUUGGAUUCCCUGCAAGGGUGCGAUGAGAAAACCUGCUUGGAUCUGACUCCAGGAAGUGAUACCACCAAGUUGUCGCUCAUGAAUAAAUACAAAGAGAACUUCCUCGCCACCAGCCCUGUGGACAUCAGCCACCAACAGACAGCUCUCCUCCCACGCAGCACCUCCGGUGGACAGAGGAAGCGUUUCACAAAUAAAUCCAGAGCUGGAUCGGCCUUUUUGAACCCUGAAGGUGAUUCGGGAACCGAAGCAGAUAAUGAACCUCAGCUGACCUUUUACACAGAUCCUUCCCGCAGCAGACGUCGGAGCAGAGGAUCUCCGCGAAGCCCCAUCAAUAAAACCACCCUUACACUGAUAAGCGUGAUAGGAUGUGCAAUUGGGUUGGUUUAUGGCUCCCAUCUGACCUGUCCCCUGUCUGUGAAAGUUGUUCUUCAUGUGCCCGAGCACCUUAUUGCUGACGGCAGCAGAUUUGUCUUGCUUUACGGAAACCAACUCAUUGCUCGUGACUGGCUGAAUCCGGCCCAGGUAUUACUGUACCACCAGCAGAAUAGCAGUGGGCCGUGGAUCAUGGAGUUAUGUGGAUGCCGUCUGAUCGACCCCUGUGAACACGAGUGCGACAUAGACACAGGUGAAUGUGAAUGCCAAGAGGGCUACACACGAGAUCCUGUCCACAAACACCUUUGCAUCAGAAAUGACUGGGGAACAAAUCAAGGACCCUGGCCAUACACCAUGUUUCAACGUGGCUUUGAUCUCGUGAUGGGGGAGCAGCCAUCUGACAGAAUAUUCAGGUUUACCUACACGCUUGGAGAAGGAAUGUGGCUGCCACUGAGUAAAAGCUUUGUCAUUCCCCCAGCUGAGCUAGCAAUCAACCCUUCAGCUAAAUGCAAAACAGACAUGACUGUGAUGGAGGAUGCUGUUGAGGUCAGGGAAGAAGCCAUGAUCUCCACUUCCUUUAAUAGCCUUGAGGUACUUCUUGACUCUUUUGGCCCGGUGAGAGAUUGCACAAAGGAUAAUGGUGGCUGCAGCAGAAACUUCUGCUGUAUCUCGGAUCGCAAGCUUGAUUCAAGUGGUUGUGUGUGCCCUCUGGGACUCAGCCCAAUGAAGGAUGGCUCCGGCUGUUACGACAGGCAUAUUGGCAUUGACUGCUCAGAUGGAAUGAAUGGAGGUUGUGAGCAACUCUGCCUACAAAAGACCGUGCCUCUUCCAGAUAACCCCUCACUCUACAACAUUGUGAUGUUCUGUGGUUGCAUUGAAGAAUACAAACUGACUUCAGAUGGACGGAUGUGCCAGCUAGUUUCUGAAUCCUGCACCAGUGGCUCAGACUGUGCUGAGGCCAACAUUUCUCUGAAUCAGACUUUGUUCAGGGACAUCUUCUAUGGAUACAAUAACCAGACUAAAGACCUUGCGCUUGGCCAAGUGUUCAUUGCAACAUUCAGACAGAAGAAUUUUGUGACCGGCAUCCAGCAGCAGCUGCCCGAUGGAAUGGUUGUCUCGGCUCUGCCCAGUGAGAACCAGUGCCAGGAACUAUUAUCCGACCCCAUCCCAGAUCCGGACUACCUCACAGGAAUGGUGAACUUCAGCGAAGUGGCGGGAUAUCCCAUGGUGCAGCACUGGAAGCUGAAGUCAACGCAAUACCAUGUGAAGCUCAACCAGCGGGCACUCUCUACAGUAUUCAGUCAUGCCAUCCAUUCAUUGGAUGGAGCCACUUUGAGGAAUGACUUUGCUUCUGUGCUGGAGGAAUUUGGCAAUCACUACAUUCAAGAGGCGCUCUACGGAUUUGAGGAGACUUGUACCAUUUGGUUUCCAAAUCGGUCAGUUCAGAAGCAAUUAUGGAUGGAGUACCAAGAUAUCAGCAAAGCCAAUUCUCCAUCUGACGAAUCCGAGGAGCAUGAAAAGGAUCCCAAAUCAUUAACUUUUCCAGCCUACGUUGGAAGCCUUCUUGACUCUGGCGAUGAGCUCAUGGCAUCUGGAGUGAGGAUGUACUGUGACAACAGGGGAGGUUGCCCAUCCUCCUGUCACCUGUGCCACCCAAAAGGGGGCCAAAACAGGCAAGAAGAACCUGUGUUGCUGGAAGUCACCAAGGCAGCUCCACUGUCUGAACUGCUCAGCGAAAAUGAAACGCAAAAAGCAAUCUAUGAAGCAAUGUUGAGUCUACUCUGGUGUUCGGGAGGUGGUGAUGUCAUUGAUGACUGGUGCAGAUGUGAUUCUACAACCUUCAGUGUUGACGGACUCCCGAACUGUGCUCCACUGCCUCAGCCGAUUCUGAGGCUGUCACCUGCACAUGAGCCAAGCAGCUCGCUGGUGGUUUUGGAGUGGGACCAUACCGAGCCUGCCAUUGGGGUGAAGAUUGUAGAUUACCUGAUCAGUUUGGAAAGGGUCACCAUCACAGAUCGAGCAGAGAUGUCCAAGGUUGAGGCAGAAUCGGUAUUGAGUUUUGUCGAUGACAUUGCCUCUGGAUCCAAGACCCCUUGUAUGAUGUUGGGGAAAGUUCCCGACACAGUGUCAAGUUCCAUAUCAUUAAUAAUCAGAUGCCUUGAGCCGGAUACUACAUACAUGUUUACCUUGUGGACCGUAGACAACACUGGGAGGCGCUCCAGGCCAAGUGCAGUUGCUGUCAAAGUGCCCUGUCCGCUCGUGGAUGAUGUCAAGGCUAAAGAAAUUGCUGACAAAAUCUAUAACUUGUUCAAUGGCUACACAAGUGGAAAGGAACAGCAAACUGCAUACAAUACGCUAAUGGAUCUGGGCUCCUCUACACUACACCGUGUCUAUUAUCACUACAACCAGGACUAUGAGCACUUUGGAGAAUUUACUUGGCGCUGUGAAGAUGAAUUGGGACCAAGGAAGGCUGGCCUGAUCCUGUCCAAAUUGGAAGAGUUGAGCAACUGGUGCAGAAGCCUCCUGUGGGAGCCCAAGAUCACCCUUCGCCGUCUCUCCUUGAAGUAUCUCUCCUGCCGCUACAGCGAAAUGAAGCCCCCGGGAAUAAACUGGCAGGAGCUGAACACAGAAGUCAAAAAGAUCUGUGAGGAGCAGUUCCUGACAGUGCUGUACAAUGACUAUGGAGAACAUAAAGAGUUCUGAUAGAGGAAUGUGUUUUGUGGCCAUUCCCUACCCCUCCCGUCUCCCCCCCCCCCUCCCCCCCGCACCCCCCUCCCCUCCUUUGCCAGCAGGUCACACAACCUUCUGGGUUGAAUGUUGCUUGGCUGCCUGCAGUUGUUUUGUGGAGAUUGUUAAACCCCAUGCUAACUCUGGUAUGGCUAUAAAACAAUGAAGCUGUUUGGGUAAUGUCAGCCAAACAUGUGGAUCACUUGAUUUUAACUUUUUGAUGAGAAGCUGGAGGAAUCAGGGGAAAGAUUGGAUGGUGAUGCUGGUGUUUGCGUUAAAUCUUCUGCCAUUGCUGUACCUUCUGCUGGUUGGGGCCCCCAUGUGUAUGGAGAUUGCUUUGCUGGGGAUUUUCCAUUUUUGGUGAACCAAAGGCAGCUUUAUUCAAUGCUCAUUUGGUACUUAGAGUCGCCACGCAUUGCCAAGUCUGGAAUUGAAUAGGCAGUGGAUUCUGUUGGGAUAUUGGAAUAGGAUCAUGUGUUUUGUGAUAUGACUGCACCCGUGUUAACUCAAUGCCUCCUCGUGUUUUGAAUGGACCAAUUAUAAAGGCACUGAUUUCCCACCUGGAAAGAGGCUGGUUGCUAUGAUAUUGGUCCCCUUCACAAGAUGGUUAAUGGAUGCCUGAGGGUUGAUGUAUAGAGCAAAUUACUAUUUACCUUAGAUGGACACAAAAUGCUGGAGUACCUGAGCAGGCAGGCAGCAUCUCUUGAAAAAAGGAAUAAUUGACGUUUAGGCACGAGACCCUUCUUUAGUCUGAAGAAGGAUGUCGACCCAAAACGUCACCUAUUUAUUUUCUCUAGAAAUAUUACCUAACCCGUCAAAUUACUCAUCAUCUUUUGUCUAUCUUUGGUGUAAACGAGCAUCUGCAGUUCCUUCCUGCACUUACUGUGUGCCUAGUUUGUUGUGAAGGACCUGGUCAAUGGAGAUAGUUUAGCAAUGGCAUCUGAUGCCCACCAUCAGCCAGAGCAUCAUUCUUUGUAUUGGGGAUUCAGACUUCUCUUGGUCCCUAUAAUCACAAGACUGAGAAGUGAAUGGUGACAUUUAGUGAUGUUCUAGUGUUCUUGGGAAAUCCGCCGACCUCGGUUCAGCAGGGACAUUCUUUGCGGCAUAGUGGAAAGUAGAGACACACACACACACACCUUCACAUCACACAACCCUUUGUUCCGUUUCUCAAUUAAUUGUAUAUGUGUAACACAUUGAAUCUGCUGUGCACUAUCAGAUGGCAUUCUACAUUCACUCGAACAUAAUGGCAAACCCAUCCCAGCUCAUUCGUCAGAAUAGAACAAUUCUUCAGGCAUCCCCAGGCAUGCAGAUUAGAUUAGACUAGUGAAUUCCCUGCCAGCAUUAGGCACGUCUGAUACAAAUCCACUUUACACAUAGUCAGGUGCAUGGUCUACGAUUAAGUGUUUUAAUAUUUAUUAAGUAUCGCCGUUUUAUAUAUUAUAUAAAUUAAAAAGAAUCAACUUUGAAGAUUACUGUAGCGAAGGUAUAAAUGCUCAAAAAUGUGAUGCAGUAAUAUUUUAUGUGGCUCUUUGUCAGAACUCAGUAGCUGCUAACACUUUAUCAGCCAUCAAAUUACACAACCGUAAAAGUGAGCAGUCUGGUGCCUGCUAA
Molecule: messenger RNA, 5781 nt
Organism: Amblyraja radiata (thorny skate)
Lineage: Eukaryota; Metazoa; Chordata; Chondrichthyes; Rajiformes; Rajidae
Gene: astn1
Product: astrotactin 1
Exons: 23
Coding region: 268-4146 (1292 amino acids)
Biological process (GO): neuron cell-cell adhesion; neuron migration
Cellular component (GO): endosome; membrane
Source: RefSeq, a predicted model, not a curated record